Molecule: messenger RNA, 2312 nt
Organism: Drosophila obscura
Lineage: Eukaryota; Metazoa; Arthropoda; Insecta; Diptera; Drosophilidae
Product: lipase 1
Exons: 3
Coding region: 601-1827 (408 amino acids)
Biological process (GO): lipid metabolic process
Molecular function (GO): hydrolase activity, acting on ester bonds
Source: RefSeq, a predicted model, not a curated record
AGGGAAGCGACUUAAUAAGCCUCGCCAACUAAAAUUAGCCAUAAAAUAAGGCAUCCGACUGGAUGCCAGUGAUCAGUGGCAGUCGAUCGCGCAGCGGGAAUAGUUCUGAUUUAAAAAAACAUUACGACUCGUAAAAGUAAAUUCUCUCCAACUAGAACAGGAUGUGUAGCAAAGGAUAUUAAACACCCAAAAAUAAAUACAUGUAAUGAUUUUUACUCGUAAAUAUAAUAGGACCACAAAUGAAUGAAGUGAAAUUUCCAAUAAACUUUUACGUAAACUGUAAUUUAUAAAAAAAUAAGACAAUCAAAUAAUAAUAAAUAAUUAAAGUGAAACAAUUGAAUUUUCGUACAAACUCCGAACAAAUUUAAAUUGAAGUUCGAGUGCAAUUUGAACUGAUCUGUUCGCAUGCACUGUCAAGAGACAUAGAUUUUGUCUUGCUUCAAGCGCUUGAUUGGCCAAUUAAUUAUGGUCUAAACAAACUCUAUCAUUCGGGCUAGAGAGACAGCGGUUGACAGUGCAUGUGGAAAAUUGCACCGACUGAAGGUUUUACAUACAACCGGGAGCUGGGAAUUCCAUAGAACCAACAUUGAAGCAAAUAAAAUGAUGACUAGAAGGGGGAACUUAAUGCUACGAGUAUUUUACGGAUCUUUGGUCUGGCUCUACUUGCACAUAGAUAUUGUGACAUCAGAUAUUAUCCAAUACGAUAAAUCCAUUUUAGAGGAUGCUAAUUUGCCGGCGCCAGAUCUGAUCAGGAAGUAUGGCUAUGAGGCGGAAAUACACAAAAUUACGACCAAGGAUGGCUUUGUGCUCACAGCCCAUCGCAUACCGAAGCCGGGGGCUCAGCCCGUUCUGAUGGUCCAUGGCCUGGAGGACAGUUCCGUUGGGUACCUCAUCCUGGGACCCAAGAAAUCGCUGGCCUACAGGUUAAGUGAUCUGGGCUACGACAUUUGGUUGCUCAACACGCGGGGCAAUCGCUACUCACGGAAGCACAAGCGUUACCAUCGAUAUAUGCGCCAGUUUUGGGACUUCUCCUUCCACGAGGUCGGCUUGUACGACCUGCCGGCCACGAUCGACUAUGUUCUGGCGGUGACCAAGGGGUUCCAACAGCUCCACUACAUUGGCCACUCGCAGGGGACCACAUCCUUUAUGGUGAUGGGAAGUGAGCGACCCAGCUACAUGAAGAAGAUCAAGCUGAUGCAGGCUCUGGCCCCGGUGGUAUUUUGUGAUUACGUUGAGUCACCCUUUGUCUUGUUUGCAUCGAAAUACGUCCGACCUUUGACCUUGUAUGCCAGAGCCCUGGGAAUAUACGAUUUUCCCCCGGAAGGUGAAGUGUUUCAACGACUGUUUUAUCAGAUUUGUAGCUUUGCCUUCAGGAACACCUGCAACUACUUCCUUUUACAGUUGAUGGGCGUCGAUGCCCAGCAAUUGAAUGCAACUCUCGUGCCGCUAUUUGUUCGACACGUCGCUGGUUCCUCGCUCAAGUCCCUGGGGCACUAUACCCAGCUGGUGCACAGCGGCGGCUUCUACAAGUACGACUACUACAGUACUGUGGAGAAUCGGCGCCGCCACGGCUCCGACACCCCACCGCAGUAUAACCUGGCCAAUGUCGACUGUAAGGUGGCCCUGUACUACAGCAAGAACGAUCUCCUUACCGCCGUCAGGGAUGUGGAGCGUCUGCGCGACGCGCUGCCCAAUGUGGUUCACGACGGCCUGAUUCCUUACGAGAAGUUCAAUCACGUUGAUUUCAUUUGGGCGAAUGACGUCAACAGCCUGCUCUACGAUGGAAUGGUAGAGGUUAUGAAGAGGUCCGAUGAUGGAGAGUUGUAGGGUAGGAGGGAGCCGCUUUUGCUAUGAUCUAGAUAGGGAUAGGGAAUUCGAGGCUUACCUUUUGAAUAGUAUCUAGUAUCUAAUUAGAGCAGUUAUACAUAUUAGUACACAUAUUAGCAAAAAAUCAUCGCAAGACUUUUAAAUGACAAUUAAAUAAUAUCAGAUAUCUAUUAAAUGACGAAAAUAUUCAAGUUCCAUGCUUAAAUAUAAUAUUAUAAUAUUACAUACAUAUAUUAUGUUAAUUGAAAUGAUUAAUAUACUGGUAUCGAGCCCAGCUUAAAUUUUAUGUGAACGGUGAGUAAAAUCGUCGCGAUAGACCUAGAUUUAAUUUAGUUUUAAAAUGUUCUUAAAACACUUAUAUUGGAAUCAAAUGUUUUGGCUAAUUCUUGACUUAUCUUGUUGCUGUGCAUUCUAGAGGAAAAACCAAAGUUACCAUAAUCAUCAAAAUAAAAUGGCAAAUAAAUUAACACAAUUACCACAAAAAU